Spirodela intermedia is the source of this 360-nucleotide messenger RNA. Lineage: Eukaryota; Viridiplantae; Streptophyta; Magnoliopsida; Alismatales; Araceae. The record is from the annotation of a GenBank genome assembly.
AUGGUGGCGGCGGCGAUGAUGCAGCGGUUUCCUGCUGCUCUUCCCAAGAGGCCGGCCUCGAUGAUGGCAGGGGAGGUGACUGUGGAGCGACUUUCAGGGACGAUUGUCUCGAAGGUGUUCGACUUGGGGGCUGCGAAACUAUCUCGCCGGGUUGCGACCUCGGCAGUGUCGGAUCGCCAGGGCUGGCGACGGAGGACGACGACCGAGAUGGCGCGGCGCCCAUCUUUGCCUGCGCCGCUGGGGACGACUGCGGGUGCUGGGCCGGGGGCCUCACCUGAGCCGGAGAAGGAGAGGCGCGCGGCUGCUGCUGUGGUUGAUCCCGUCCCGGCGGCGACGAAGAAGGCUCUGCCGCUGUCGUAG